This is a messenger RNA of Acipenser ruthenus (sterlet), 2347 nucleotides long. Its product is annotated as WD repeat-containing protein 41-like. The transcript has 14 exons. The record is from RefSeq and is a predicted model, not a curated record. Gene Ontology annotation, molecular function: protein binding. The coding region runs from base 179 to 1540 and encodes 453 amino acids. NCBI's taxonomy places the organism in Eukaryota, Metazoa, Chordata, Actinopteri, Acipenseriformes, Acipenseridae. Gene Ontology annotation, cellular component: lysosomal membrane. Gene Ontology annotation, biological process: regulation of autophagy.
UCAGUCUUUGCAUUGUCACGUGAGAGAGCCAGGAAGUGCAACACAGGUUGUGUUUAUAAAUGAGCAUAGAGCCGUAGCAAUACGAAUGAUGAUGUAAACACGUUAUUAUUGCAACAUUAAAUACGUGUCCUGGAGCGCACACUGUGGGGUUGCGGCGAUAAACUACUUUGCAGAAAGGAUGUUGCGAUGGCUUCUUGGCGGCCGAGAAGCACAGGGGCCUGUAGAGAAAACUACAGUGUUGUUCAUCGGAGAAGAACAACCGAAAAACUCUUACACGGAACUACAGGUGCUAAAAGGACACUUUGACAUGGUUCGGUUUCUGGUGCGGAUUGAUGACUUCAGGUUUGCUUCAGCCGGGGAUGAUGGGAUUGUGUUGCUCUGGAAUGUUCAGACAGGAGAGAGGCUUCAUGAGCUGCGAGGUCACAGCCAGCAGAUAACCGCCAUCACCCGGUUUCAGAAGCACAGUGCGGAAUCGAGCUGCCCCAUGAUCCUCUCUGCCUCCUCGGACAGGUCCGUCAGUCUGUGGGAUGCAGAUACUGGGAGUCGUGUCCAGACUGUGACAGACUUGCACUCGUCUGUGAAGUGCCUGCUUGUUCUGGAAAGGCUUGAUUUGUGGCUGUCUGGAGGGAAUGUCCUGUGUGUCUGGAAUAGGAACUUUGAGCUUCUUUGUAAAACAGAGGUCUUUAAUGAUGCAGGAAUCACUGCCAUCAUAGAGCUGCCUAAGAACUGCAUUGCGGCGGCGAUGGACAAAGAACUAAUCAUAUACAGACUGAAGGUGCCAGCCUCUGAAUCGGAAAGCUGGGAGAUUCAGGAGGUCAAGAGACUUUCAGACCACCAGGACAGCGUCCGGGCUUUGAUCAGCGUCAAUGACCAGGCCUUUGCAAGCGGCUCUCAUGUGGGUGAGUUGAUAGUCUGGGAUUCCCUGGACUGGACCAUUCAGUCAUAUGAACGUGUUUUCGGGGACACUGCACAGGCGGACAUUCAGUCAGAAAUCAAACUACUGUCACCCAAGCAGAAUGAAAUGUCUGUACAACACCUGACUUCCGAUGGGGAGUACAUUAUUGCUGCCAUUGGAAGUGGUAUAUACGUCUACAGCCUGCUGACAAAGAAUGUGAUUGCGUACAGGAAAACCGCGCAUGACUCGGACGUGCUGCACACCUUGAAGCUACCCAAUGGUCAGCUGAUUUCCUGUUCAGAAGAUGGGAGUGUCCGUUUCUGGGUGCUGCAGGACCUCCCUCCCCCUGCAGAGCAUGCAUCCUCAGCAUUCUUUGGCAUGUGGGGGUUUGGAAGAGCGAAUAAACAGCCGCCCAAUCAGCAAGUGAAGAAGGGGGCGGACUGCUUGGUCCUGCGCUCUCUGGAACUGACCGGGGACCUCAUCGGGCACUCUGGAGCUGUGCAGAUGUUUCUGCCUUUUAAUGACAGUGUCCUGGUGACUUGCUCUACUGACCAUCUCAUCAUGUUGUGGAAGGAUGGAGAACGGGAGUCAAGGCUGAGAAGCUUGGACUUAUUUAACAAACUGGAGCAAAAUAAAGGAUUAUGACUGUGUGUGUGUUGGUGUACUUGUCUGGUCUCCUUCAUGAUAAACGGAAGGCAAAGACUCAAAUACAGUAUUGCAGUGUGCAACUUUCAUAUGAAAUACAUUCUGUUUGGAAUUAUUUGAAAUAAUUACCACCGAUGUGUGGUUUCAUUCGCAGGUGUUCUUUUAAAUGUAGAGAAAAGCAUGUUAGCACUUCAGGUUAUGUAUUGGGAUUUUUACAGGAAUACAGAAAACAGAUGUUAGUGUUUGCUGUCUGUAUUUUAUUAGUAAAAUCCACUGCUUUAAGAGUGCGCACAGUCAGGGCAGUCUAGCCGAGAGGGUGUAUAUUCAGUUAGGAUUGUGCAGUACAGUAAAGCGUGAAAGAGUUUUCAGCCACACUCCCCAAAUACAAGUUACAUGCAGUUCUUUUAAAAAAAGGCUUGUGGAAAGCUCAACAGCACAACAGACAAAUAAUGUGUACAGUAUCCUGAUCCUCUACUUUUUAGGUAUUUUCAUAACUUAAUUUUGUUCUAUGAAGCACAUAAAUGUUUUUAAGCGUGUGGCUGACAUAGUGCAGUGAUGUUAGCAUGCAAGGUUCAGGGCAAGGGCAAUGUGAUGCAAAUGGUUAUAAAACAGUUUGGAGAAUUUACCUUUUUUAUUUUACUCUUCAGCAACACUUCAUAAGUGUCAAACAAUGUCCUGGAUAAGUUCUUCUGUGGCAUGUCAUGUGGUUAAAGGUUAUCAUGUGUGUAUGUUUUUCAUGGCUUGAAUUUUUCAAGCAAGAACUGUGUUAUAUGUAAUAUAGCAGAUAAUAAACUGUAUUUAAUUCAA